UCGAAAAAUCACCGCACGAGGGAACUCGAAGUUUCUUUCUCCUUUUUUUUUUUUCUUUUUUUAAAUAAUCACAGAUGCAAAUUUGUGUUUACACUCGCUUGUCGGUCUCACUAUUGAGACUUGCCGGUUAUCUAUCCAGACACUCUUCCAUGUUUACACUUCUUUGUACCACUUCAGUUUCCGAUGCCAGUGCUGUCAAUAUGUUAACACCGGUAAACUUAAAUUUAGCUUAUCAAAUAGCAUCCGUGAGAUAAGUUUUCCUACUAAAGAUAACAAUAUUCUGAAUGAUGGCUAUACCUCAGAAUAAUACUCCUCCUAGUCUAGGCUUAAACGUGUCAAACUUAGUGAGAUACUUUACGACUAUUCCCUCCUUCGAGGAAGAUCAUGAUAAUUUGACAUCCUAUGUUUUCGAUUUAGGACCGAAAAGAGAUUCUCUGACAUCGGUCAUUCCUAUCACAGUCAUAUAUAUCCUUAUACUUUUCACAGGACUUGUAGGAAAUAUCUGUACUUGCGUCGUCAUCAUACGGAACAAGCAUAUGCGCACGGCCACCAACUAUUAUUUAUUUAGCUUAGCCAUAUCGGACUUGCUUCUGCUGGUGAUGGGCCUGCCCCAAGAACUGUAUCUUUUAUGGAAUAAGUAUCCGUAUGUAUUUGGAGAAGCUUUCUGUAUCAUUCGAGGGUUCACCUCGGAAAUGUCAACAAAUGCUUCAAUUCUCACUAUAACUUCAUUUACUAUGGAAAGAUACUUAGCCAUAUGUCAUCCGCUGAAGACACACACAAUGUCCAAACUCUCCAGAGCAGUGUAUGUUAUUGUUGCGGUUUGGAUCAUCGGAGGUGUGUCUGCAAUACCCAUGGCUAUACAGUUUGGAAUUGUCAUCAAAGAUUUUAGAGGACAAUUGAUAUACGAUACCGCUGAAUGUACAGUAAAAAAUCCAGUGCAACAUGCUUUUGUGUCAUCAACCUUCGUAUUCUUUAUUAUACCAAUGAUCGUAAUUUCGCUGUUGUACGCCUGGAUAGGAAUCCAACUCAGAGCAUCUGACAGCGCCAUCCAAAUUCCUUCUGAAACUGUCAUCGAACAAACUGAGACCCUGAAGGGUAAUGGGAAAUAUUUUUCAUUGAAAAAGAUGCAUGUAAUGAAACUCUUGAAUCGACAGUCAACAAGAAGCAUACGAGGAACAGGAACUAAUUCCCGAAAGGCUGUCAUCAAAAUGCUGUUUGCAGUUGUAGUAGCCUUCUUCAUCUGCUGGGCUCCAUUUCAUGCUCAAAGAUUAAUGGCCAUUUAUGUUCACCAACAAACACCCACUGCAGUUAUGAUCUAUACAAUACUGACUUAUAUAUCUGGAGUGACAUAUUACGUUAGUGCCACCAUUAAUCCAAUACUGUACAGCAUUAUGUCAAAUAAAUUUCGACAGGCUUUCAAAGACACUCUAGCUCACUGUUGUAGGAAGAAUGUUUAUUAUGACAGGUCUUCAUCCAGAUAUAGUUCUUAUCGGCCAAGUCGCUACAGUGCAACUCGUUCAACCCAGAGUUCAUUUUACAAUAGUAAUUCAUCAUUCAAAAAGAGAAAACCUGAAAAUAAAAACAUCACAUGAUUCUAGUUUCAAAACCAAAGCUACUACUAAAGUCAUACCUAAUGACAUUAUUCUCAAGAAUGGAAAUCAAUGAUAUUAUUAUAUAUAGCUGAGUAAGAAGAUGGAAUAUGGAACAGAUGGGGGCUGAUUCCAGCCAUAUUGAAGAAUAUAGUAUAUAUGUCAAUCUCAUCACCUAACUGUACCAUAACAUUAUAAAAUCAUGAACUUCAUAUGGCCAUUUCAAAUAGCUAGCAAUGGUUCUUUAUACUUACUCAUGGUAUGAAUGUAGGGAUGAUCAUUUGUUAUCAUGUUAUAUUGUGGACUUUUUCAGUGGAAGUUCAUAUGAACCAACUAUUUUGAAAAAUUAUUUUCCAUAAAUAAAUUUUUUUAAAUGUUUA
Messenger RNA from Stegodyphus dumicola, 1969 nucleotides. Its product is annotated as pyrokinin-1 receptor-like. Gene Ontology annotation, molecular function: neuromedin U receptor activity. The record is from RefSeq and is a predicted model, not a curated record. Gene Ontology annotation, cellular component: plasma membrane. NCBI's taxonomy places the organism in Eukaryota, Metazoa, Arthropoda, Arachnida, Araneae, Eresidae. Gene Ontology annotation, biological process: neuropeptide signaling pathway.